Messenger RNA from Aspergillus bombycis, 429 nucleotides. RefSeq names its product serine carboxypeptidase. Bases 1 to 429 code for a protein of 142 amino acids. The record is from RefSeq and is a predicted model, not a curated record. Gene Ontology annotation, molecular function: serine-type carboxypeptidase activity. The transcript has a single exon. NCBI's taxonomy places the organism in Eukaryota, Fungi, Ascomycota, Eurotiomycetes, Eurotiales, Aspergillaceae. Gene Ontology annotation, biological process: proteolysis.
AUGAACUUCGCCCCAUGCAACAGCACAAUCCUAACAACGCUUUUAUCGAGUACAUCUCCCGUGGCCCCAGCGUAUUCUAUCCUGCCUGAUCUCGUCACAACCCACAAUAUCCCGCUUCAUAUUUACUCCGGCGAGAACGACUUUCUCCUCAACCAUUUCGGCACCGAACUGAGUCUCCAGAACAUGACGUGGAAUGGAGCGCAAGGGUUCUCCCAAAAGCCUAACCGACCCUUUUUCAGCGAUAAUGCUGCACCCUCACCUUCCUGCGAUAAGGGAAAUACAACGGAGACGUGUGACGUUGAAGCGGGCGUCUGGGGGUCUGAACGCGGGGUGACUUACCAUCUCUUUUGGGGGGCAGGCCACAGUGUGUAUGGCAAGAAGCCCCGCGAGAUGUUUGCUUAUGUGCGAGAUGUUGUUGUGGCAGGCUGA